AUGAUGGGAUAUGUGUUGCUUUACGUUCCUAAUAUUAUCGGCUAUGCUCGACUGUGUUUACUUGCCCUGAGUAUCAGCACAUUUGAUACACCUGUUAUGUUUCUCAUCUUCUACAGUGUCUCUGCAAUCUUGGAUGGAUUUGAUGGAUAUGCUGCCCGAAAAUUGAACCAGAUGUCAGCGUUUGGAGCAUGGUUUGAUGUUAUUGUGGACUUAAUCAGCAGAGGAGCCCUAUGGUGCUUUAUAAGUAAGUGGGGCUACUUUGUCAUGGUGAUUGAAUGGAUGACAUUUGUUGCUACCCACAGUAGAGGGCCCAGUUGGAGGAUACCAGAGAAAGAUUUCCCAGUGAUAUGUCGGAAGGUGAUGGAGAAUGGGUUUAAAACUCCACUUGGGACUUAUGCUAUAACAGGCUUGCAUGUACUUCCUAUCUGGCUGUAUGGCUGCAUGAAGGAUGUCAUAGUUAUCUCCCUUGGACUGUCGCCAUGGAUUCAGCAUUUUGGUACACUAUUUCUGAUUGGUGGCAGACUUCUUUCAUUGAGAGUGGAGAUUUUUUUCAUUUCGAAGUACAUAGCAGUCCUCCUGUCUGAAGAUGAUGACAAGAUCUCCUGA
Ylistrum balloti is the source of this 606-nucleotide messenger RNA. Its product is annotated as CDP-diacylglycerol--glycerol-3-phosphate 3-phosphatidyltransferase-like. The transcript has 7 exons. Gene Ontology annotation, biological process: phospholipid biosynthetic process. The coding region runs from base 1 to 606 and encodes 201 amino acids. Gene Ontology annotation, cellular component: membrane. The record is from RefSeq and is a predicted model, not a curated record. Lineage: Eukaryota; Metazoa; Mollusca; Bivalvia; Pectinida; Pectinidae. Gene Ontology annotation, molecular function: phosphotransferase activity, for other substituted phosphate groups.